Molecule: messenger RNA, 2955 nt
Organism: Purpureocillium lilacinum
Lineage: Eukaryota; Fungi; Ascomycota; Sordariomycetes; Hypocreales; Ophiocordycipitaceae
Product: mRNA 3'-end-processing protein rna14
Biological process (GO): mRNA 3'-end processing
Cellular component (GO): nucleus
Molecular function (GO): mRNA binding; protein binding
Source: RefSeq, a predicted model, not a curated record
AUGGCUUCCGAGGAGGCUACAUGGGGCGAGGAGGGCUAUGAUGGCGCGGGUGAUCCUCAGAUCGAGCAUAGCGAAGAACAAGUUGAAGACCUUGCGCAAGACUCCCACGUGCCAGAUGAUGCGGCCGAAGACGGGCAAGACGAGGACGAGGACGCGGAGGACGGCGGGGACUACGAUCCCGAGUCGGUUGCCUUUGAUACGGCCGCCGAGCCGGACAAGGCCGCGUCUGCGACACCGUCACAACGCCCGGCGGCGUCCAAACCCAAGAUGGCCGGCGGCUUCCUGGUCGAGGUCUCCGACGACGAAGACGACGACGACAAUAGCGCUCAGCCCGGCGGAUCGACACCCGCCCAGGGCGAUGCGGGAAAUGCUGCGGCUAAGAAUGGCGCAUCUCCGGCACCUGCCAACGCCGGUCUGCCCCAUCCGCCCGGCAUGGCCGGCCUCGACCCCAGUGCGCUUCUCGAAGCCCGCAUCAAAGAGGACCCGCGCGGAGACAUGGAUGCGUGGUUGAACCUCAUCGCUGACAACAAGCGGAGAGGCAGGCUGGAUGACCUUCGCGGCACAUAUGGCCGCUUCCUGGACGUGUUUCCCCAGGCGGCUGACAUCUGGGUGGAGUGGAUCGAGAUGGAGCUGGGCCACGACAAUUUCAUGGAGGCGGAGCGCCUGUUCGGAAAGAGCCUCAUGACGGUGCUCAACGUCAAGCUGUGGACGCUGUACCUCAACUACAUCCGGCGCCGUAAUGACCUCACCAACGACCCGACCGGCCAGGCCCGCCGCACCGUCGCGCAGUCGUACGACUUUGUCAUUGACAACAUUGGGUGCGACCGCGAUUCCGGCAACAUUUGGCAGGACUAUGUCAACUUUGUCAAGAGCGGUCCCGGCCAAGUCGGCGGCACUGGGUGGCAGGACCAGCAAAAGAUGGACCAGCUUCGAAAGGCCUACCAGCGCGCCAUCAACGUGCCUAUGUUGACGGUCAACAACUUGUGGAAGGAAUACGACCAGUUUGAGAUGGGCCUCAACAAAGUGACGGGCCGGAAGUUCAUCCAGGAGCGUUCGCCGGGAUACAUGUCUGCCAAGAGCGCCAACAUUGCGCUCGACAACAUGAUGCGCACGUUGAAGCGCACCAACCUGCCGCGACUUCCCCCGGCGCCCGGAUUCGACGGCGACGAAGACUUCAAGACCCAGGUCGAGGUGUGGAAGAAGUGGAUAGCAUGGGAGAAGGACGACCCCCUUGUCCUCAAGGACGACGAGCCCCCAGCCUUCAGGCAAAGGGUGCUCUACUGCUACAAGCAAGCGCUGAUGGCCCUCCGAUUCUGGCCCGAGAUUUGGGUCGACGCCGCCGCCUGGUGCCUAGAGAACGACGUCCGGGACAACGACGGAAAGCCAGUCGGCACCGACCUGCUGCUGCAAGGCAUCGCGGCCAACCCCGAGAGCGUUCUCCUGGCCCUGAAGCACGCCGACCACAUCGAAAAGAACUACCCCGAGAAGGAAGGCGACAGGUCCGAGUACGCCAAGGCAGUGCGGCAGCCGUUCGACACUGUCCUCGACACGCUCUACAAGAUGGGCGACAAAGUCAAGGAGCGUGAAAAGUUUGAGGUCAGCACGAUGAAGCAGGCCGCCACUCUGGAGCCGCCGGUCCAGGAGUCCAUCGAGGAUGAUGACGACGAUGACGAGGAGGUGAAGAAGCCCAAGCUGUCGCCAUCGGAGCAGCGCAUCUUGGCCAUUCAAAACGCGUAUGCCGCCGAGUCCCAGCUGCUUUCCCGCACCAUUUCCUACGUCUGGAUCGCCAUGGCCCGUGCCAUGCGUCGCAUCCAGGGCAAAGGCAACCAGACCGAGGGUGGCCUGCGCAAGGUGUUUACCGACGCCCGGCAAAAGGGCCGUCUGACCAGCGAUGUGUAUGUCGCGGUCGCCUUGCUCGAGUCUGUCGUCUACAAGGACCCCGUUGGCGCCAAGAUCUUUGAGCGCGGCUCGCGCCUGUUCCCGAACGACGAGAACUUUAUGAUUGAAUACAUCAAGUACCUCCACGCGAGGGACGACACAACGAAUGCGCGCGUCGUCUUUGAGACCUGCGUCAACCGCCUCGUGGCGAAGCCGGAGACGCUCGCCAAGGCGAAGCCUCUGUAUGCGUACUUUCACAAGUACGAAUCGCAGUACGGCGAGCUCUCGCAAAUCUCAAAGCUCGAAGACAGAAUGGCCGAGCUCUUCCCCGAGGACCCCAAGCUGAGCUACUUUACCGCCCGAUACUCGUCCGACAAGUUUGACCCCAUCGCGGCGCCCAUCAUCAUCUCCAAGGCGGUACAGAUGCGCCCGAAGCAGAUUGUCCCCAUCGUCGAGCGGCCCCCGUCGAUCCGUAACAGCGUCGCGCCCGUGCGACAGGAGCAGAGCCCUCGACCGCAGUUUGUGCGGGCGACGGCGUCGCCGAAGCGGCCGUUUGGCAUCGACGACGAGGAGCUCAACCCGCCCAAGCGGCUAGCUAGAGGCGUGUCUCCGCUCAAGGGUGCGGCAGGACGUCGCCUCGACCAACAGCGCCGCAACCAGACGUCUGCUCUCCACCGGGACAUAACUUUUCUGCUCGGCAUCAUGCCGCCCGCACAUAGCUAUGAUGCACCGCGGCUGAACCCGACGGCCAUGGUGUCGCUGCUGCGGGACACGCAGCUCCCUGACUACAGCAGCUGGCGGGCCAAGACUGGUGGACAGUAUCGGCCGCUGCCUCAGGGCCACGCGAGGCAGACGUCGGGAGACUACAGCAACAGGCCGCUGAGCCCGUACGGUCGCGUCGCGUCCGCGGCCGGCGGCUAUCGCAACUCGCCCCUUAGGACGGAGAGCGGAGGAGCGUUUGCCGCCAACCCGUACGCACCCCCUGACGGCGGGGCACCACCGGCGGCCUGGCCACCGGCGGCUGGAGGCUACGGCGCGCCCGCAGGACAGUACGGCGGUGGGUAUCGUUUCCAGUGA